CCUUCUCCUCGCCAGUGAAGGAGAGACACAGGGGAACGAACAGCAGGGACGGGGAAGUGAAACAGUUUGGAGACAGAAACUAAAAGAGAAAAAACAAGAAACGUAAAGUUUUUUCAUCACUCUGGACUGUCAAAACCUACAAGAACAGACACGAUAAAGGGUGAAAUACAGAGAAACAGGGAUGAUUGUGGCUGAUCUGCUUGAUUAAUGCAACACGUAGAUUCUCUUUGACAGCUAUUAAAAGCGCAGGUAAGUUCGUACAGCGAGAGAUUGACCGAGAGAGAGAGAAGAGGGUAACCGCUGACGCCAGACAAACAGAAGGCCUGAGUGUGUGUGUGACUGUGUGUGAGUGAAACAACAUCACAGUAUACACACAUCAGCAACACUGCCACUCGGACACACAUUCAUUCACCUGAAAAGACAGACUCCAAUCCUGAUUGGAUGCUUAUUUCAGAAUGACAGCAGAAGACUCCGCCUCUGCCGUUGCCAUGAGUAACCCUAGCCCUCCCCCCUCUUCUAAAGCCUCCUCUGGGCAUCCACAGCAUCACUGCUCUGUCCCAGAAGGAGUGGCCGGGGCCCCAAAUGAAGCUGCACUUGUGGCCUUGAUGGAAGGGUCAGGCUACGGAAUGGUGCAAGAAAACGGACAGCGCAAAUACGGCCCACCACCUGGCUGGCAAGGUCCCUCGCCCCCACGUGGCUGUGAAAUCUUUGUAGGUAAAAUCCCACGUGACGUUUACGAAGACGAGCUGGUGCCAGUAUUUGAGACUGUUGGAAGGAUCUACGAGAUGCGCCUUAUGAUGGACUUUGAUGGGAAGAACCGUGGUUACGCAUUCGUCAUGUACACGCAGAAGCAUGAGGCCAAGCGAGCGGUUCGUGAUCUCAAUAACUUCGAAAUUCGUCCAGGAAGGUUGCUAGGUGUGUGCUGUAGUGUAGAUAACUGCCGCCUCUUCAUUGGCGGAAUCCCAAAAACCAAGAAACGUGAGGAGAUCCUGGAGGAAGUUUCCAAGGUGACAGAGGGGGUGCUGGAUGUGAUCGUGUACGCGAGUGCUGCGGAUAAGAUGAAGAAUCGUGGCUUUGCCUUUGUAGAGUAUGAGUCUCACCGUGCUGCUGCUAUGGCCAGAAGAAAGCUCAUGCCAGGACGAAUUCAGCUGUGGGGUCACCAGAUUGCAGUUGACUGGGCAGAACCUGAGAUUGACGUUGACGAGGACGUCAUGGAAACAGUGAAAAUUCUGUAUGUGCGGAACCUGAUGAUAGAGACCAGUGAGGAGACUCUACGCCAAACCUUUGGCCAGUACAACCCUGGCUGUGUGGAACGUGUCAAAAAAAUCCGAGACUACGCCUUUGUUCACUUCGCCAGUCGAGAAGAUGCUGUGGUUGCAAUGGACAACCUGAACGGCACAGAGAUUGAAGGUUCCCGUAUCGAAGUGACCCUGGCCAAGCCUGUGGAUAAGGAGCAGUACACUCGCUAUCAGAAAGCAUCGAAGGGAACAGCGCCUGCGACAACUCCCGACAACACCCAACAAAGUUUUGUGUAUCAGUGUGAUCCAUAUACACUCGCCUAUUACGGCUAUCCAUACAGCACACUCAUUGGACCCAACCGAGACUACUUCAUCAAAGCAGGUACUGUAAGAGGUCGUGGUCGUGCUGGGGCCGGUAAUAGGGGCCCAGGGCCCCGCGGCUCAUACCUUGGUGGCUAUUCAGCUGGCCGAGGCAUAUACAGCCGCUACCAUGAAGGAAAACCCAAAUUGAUGGACAAACCUUACGAGAUCAUGCCCAAUCUAGAGCUGACAGCUGUGAACCAAGUGGGCAUGAAGCCUGGCACAAUGGGUCUUCCAGCACUUGGUGCCCAGUACCCUACUGUGUUUUCUGCUGCUCCAGCAAAUAAGUUAAUGGAGGAAGGAAAGAUGCACGCAGUGGAGCACCUGAUAAACCCUUUGGCCCUCCAGCAUGACCCCACAGCUGCCUCGGCCAGUGCAGCGGUCAUGCCUGCAGUCUCCACACCACCCCCUUUCCAGGGGCGACCUAUAACUCCCAUCUAUGCUAUGGCUCAUAAUGUCCAGAGGAUCCCGGCUACAGCUGCCAGUCUGUAUGGGGCUGGGUACAUGCCUUUCGCCACCCACGCCAACACCGCCACGCUGGCAGCGCUGCAGAAGAACGCUGCGAUGGCUGCCGCAACCUAUGGAGGGUACGCUGGGUACAUGCCUCAGGCCUUCCCUGCCACUGCCACCUUCCAGAUGCCCAUCCAUGAUAUAUACCAGACCUACUGAGAUACCCGCAGCAUCAAUCACAACGACUUACAAUU
Messenger RNA from Rhinichthys klamathensis goyatoka, 2302 nucleotides. RefSeq names its product RNA binding motif protein 47 (gene rbm47). Bases 456 to 2267 code for a protein of 603 amino acids. The transcript has 7 exons. Lineage: Eukaryota; Metazoa; Chordata; Actinopteri; Cypriniformes; Leuciscidae. The record is from RefSeq and is a predicted model, not a curated record. Gene Ontology annotation, cellular component: nucleus. Gene Ontology annotation, molecular function: mRNA binding.